AUGGAGGUCUCAAUCUACAGAUUGAACGACUUGUUGCAAAACGGAGGGACUGCGAUGAAAUCGGACAAUCCGGCAACAGUCGUGCCUUCGCGCGGACUGGCUAUUCUCCUCUCAUUUUCUAGUAAGGAGGUAUCCCAUCUUCGAGAUGCUUUCAAGAGACGCAUUACCCGACUGAAAGACAUCGUCCUGGAGUGUCUUAGAACUCCAUCAGAAAAUGGUCUGCGGAAUGUAUUGCUAUCGGUAUUCUUUCGGCGGCAAGUCGUUGAGUCGUUGGGCACAACUGUUGUUCGUAUAUCGAGUUGGUCUUCCGUAAAAGAGGUUGCCGUUUCAUCGUUCAUCGACGGUUUCUACGCCAUUCCAUCGCUCAUUGCCGAGGCUUCGCAUUAUCUAGCUCGGAUCACCCAUACGAUGACCUUGCAAGCAGCAGAAGUCCUGGCUGCCAUGUAG
This is a messenger RNA of Sparassis crispa, 447 nucleotides long. RefSeq lists its product as hypothetical. Bases 1 to 447 code for a protein of 148 amino acids. The record is from RefSeq and is a predicted model, not a curated record. The transcript is spliced from 4 exons. NCBI's taxonomy places the organism in Eukaryota, Fungi, Basidiomycota, Agaricomycetes, Polyporales, Sparassidaceae.